GUUAUGUUGAUACAGUUUCCUUGAUACUACUGCCCGCUAUGGCCUAUUCAUAUGCAAUGUGUACAACUCACACAUAGUGAUUGAUAAUUCUAAACAAUGAGACGAUUGUCAUGCUCAAAUGUAAUGCCCGUCGUGUCGGAUCCAGUGCGAGCGAGGUCUUUGAUUCGAGCGAAGUUGGAAAAGCCGAGUACAUUUCUUCGAAGUAGAAUGCCGAACAUCAAGGUUUUCAGUGGUACGUCGCAUCCAGAUCUUGCUCAAAGAAUUGUUGAUCGACUGGGCAUUGAUCUGGGGAAAGUAGUAACUAAGAAAUUCAGCAACUUGGAAACAUGUGUAGAAAUAGGAGAAUCUGUGAGAGGUGAAGAUGUAUACAUUGUGCAGAGUGGAAGUGGUGAGGUGAAUGACAAUUUGAUGGAGCUUCUGAUCAUGAUUAAUGCUUGCAAAAUUGCUUCAGCAUCACGUGUGACUGCUGUUAUACCAUGCUUCCCAUAUGCCAGGCAGGAUAAGAAAGAUAAGGCUGGUGGAGAUGGAGAUGCUAAUGGCCUUGAGUUUCCAGCUUCCUUCAAAAUGAAGGUCAACGAAUGGAAGUUCCGGAGCCGAGCUCCCAUCUCAGCCAAACUAGUUGCCAAUAUGCUUUCGGUUGCUGGCGCUGAUCAUAUUAUCACAAUGGACUUACAUGCAUCGCAGAUCCAGGGUUUCUUUGAUAUACCUGUAGACAACCUGUAUGCUGAACCAGCAGUUUUAAAGUGGAUUAAGGAAAACAUCAUUGAGUGGCGAAACAGUAUCAUUGUAUCACCAGAUGCAGGUGGUGCAAAGAGAGUAACAUCAAUAGCAGAUCGACUUAAUGUUGAGUUUGCGUUGAUCCACAAAGAACGCAAGAAAGCUAAUGAAGUGGCAUCUAUGGUCUUGGUGGGCGAUGUUAAGGAUCGGGUGGCAAUAUUGGUAGACGAUAUGGCUGAUACAUGUGGCACAAUUUGCCAUGCAGCUGAAAAAUUACUUGAAGCAGGAGCCACAAAGGUGUAUGCUAUUUUGACACAUGGUAUUUUCUCUGGGCCUGCUAUUUCAAGGAUCAAUAACGCAUGCUUCGAAGCAGUUGUUGUCACAAACACAAUACCUCAAGAGCAACAUAUGAAAGACUGCCCCAGGAUACAGUGCAUAGAUGUAUCCAUGAUGUUUGCAGAAGCCGUUAGGAGAACACAUAAUGGUGAAUCUGUAUCGUAUCUGUUUUCAAAUGUUCCAUAUUGAAAGACUCGAAAAUGAAAUAGCCAUGAUAUUUUUACACCUUUGGCUACUUCAUUAUUAAGUUAAGCAACUCUGUACAUGUGGAUUGUUAUAUAUAUUUUCGGUUAAUCAGUUAUGCAUGUGUGAAGCAUCUCAGCUAUUAUUUCUUCAUUUUUAGUGAAUGUUGUUGGAUUAUGUAAGUUUCAGAAUGCAAGGAAACGACAUGUUCUGAAUUAUAACAGUAACAUACAGUAGAGGUCAUCAGGGUUAAAAUGGGCAGGGUAUAAAGAUGACCACUGACCUCUAUCUAGUGCCAAGGUUUAGAAAAUAUGGAGCUAUACCUCUGCUCCUCCACGUGUCUUCUUUGUGUGUUUCUUAAUUAAGCAUGGGUUGGGGGGGGGGCAUACCUUACUUUCUCUUGACAUAAUUAAAUUCAAAUUUAUGUUAUUUACAGCAGUGUUCUUUGAUGUAUGCCCAUGAAUUAUGACAUUGAUAGCAAUUGAUGAGUUUUUUGUUUAAUCCAUUCAUAAAUAAAAAGCAGUGUAUAGUUACAGAAAUAUACUUGUUGCGUUCAUGGUUUCUUGUAUUGAGCUACUGGCAAAGAUGAAAUUUUUAAGCUUGGUUUCAAAGUUUGUACCACUGGUUCACAAGUUCAGAUACACACACACACACUUCAUAUAAUUUGUUGUAUACAGAGACUAGAGAGUAUUACAUUGAAAAAUAUAAUUUUAAGCCAGUAGAGUUGCCAUUACAUUAUUGUAAAGCUAUGUAUGUUAUUUAUACAUUUCUAAGUCAGAGACAAAAUAAAUGGUUUUGAUAUACAA
Molecule: messenger RNA, 2042 nt
Organism: Cryptotermes secundus
Lineage: Eukaryota; Metazoa; Arthropoda; Insecta; Blattodea; Kalotermitidae
Gene: Prps
Product: ribose-phosphate pyrophosphokinase 1
Exons: 8
Coding region: 97-1242 (381 amino acids)
Biological process (GO): 5-phosphoribose 1-diphosphate biosynthetic process; ribonucleoside monophosphate biosynthetic process; purine nucleotide biosynthetic process
Cellular component (GO): ribose phosphate diphosphokinase complex; cytoplasm
Molecular function (GO): magnesium ion binding; ribose phosphate diphosphokinase activity
Source: RefSeq, a predicted model, not a curated record